Molecule: messenger RNA, 2124 nt
Organism: Nyctereutes procyonoides (raccoon dog)
Lineage: Eukaryota; Metazoa; Chordata; Mammalia; Carnivora; Canidae
Gene: MYOC
Product: myocilin
Exons: 3
Coding region: 111-1562 (483 amino acids)
Biological process (GO): osteoblast differentiation; signal transduction
Cellular component (GO): Golgi apparatus
Source: RefSeq, a predicted model, not a curated record
AGGGCCACCCAUCCAGACACCUCACAGAGUAGGAGAGCUUUUCCGGGGAAGCUUUGCCCAGGCUCUGCACUGAGGGCUUCCGUGCACAUCACUGCAGCUGCAGGCCUAACAUGCCCACUGCCCAGCUGCUACUUCUGGCCUGUCUCUUAUGGGGUUUAGAGGCCAGGACAGCCCAGCUCCGGAAGGCCAAUGACCGGAGCGGCCGAUGCCAGUAUAUUUUCAGUGUGGCCAGCCCCAAUGAGUCCAGCUGCCCCGAGCAGGGCCAGGCCAUGUCAGCCAUCCAGGACCUGCAGAGAGACCUGGAGUCCACCAAAGCCCGGCUCAGCUCCCUGGAGGCCCUCCUCCACCAGCUAACCUUGGGCCAGGCUGCUGGGCCCUCAGAGAGCCAGGAGGGGCUGCACAGAGAGCUGGGCACCCUGAGAAGGGAGCGAGAACAGCUGGAAACCCAAGCCAGGGAGCUGGAGGUGGCCUACAGCAACCUCCUCCGCGACAAGUCAGCUCUGGAAGAAGACAAGAGGCGACUGGGGGAAGAAAAUGAGGAUCUGGCCCAGAGGCUGGAACAUAGCAGCCAGGAGGUAGCAAGGCUGAGAAGAGGCCAGUGUCCCCAGGCCCACAGCUCCUCUCAGGACGUGCCAGCAGGCUCCAGGGAAGUUUCGAAAUGGAACGUGGAGACCGUGAACUUCCAGGAACUAAAGUCAGAGUUAACUGAGGUUCCUGCCUCCCGAAUCCUGAAGGAGAGUCCAUCUGGCCAUCCCAGGAACGAGGAGGGAGACUCUGGAUGCGGAGAACUGGUUUGGGUAGGAGAGCCGCUCACCCUGAGGACAGCUGAAACAAUCACGGGCAAGUACGGGGUGUGGAUGAGAGACCCGAGGCCCACCUACCCGCACACCCGGGAGACCACGUGGAGAAUCGACACGGUGGGCACGGACAUCCGGCAGGUGUUCGAGUACGAGCUCGCCAGCCAGUUCCUGCAGGGCUACCCCUCCAAGGUGCACGUGCUGCCCAGGCCGCUGGAAAGCACGGGCGCCGUGGUGUACCGGGGCAGCCUCUACUUCCAGGGGGCUGGGUCCGGCACGGUGGUCCGCUAUGAGCUGACCGCUGAGACGGUGAAGGCCGAGAGGGAGAUUCCCGGGGCCGGCUACCACGGACAGUUCCCGUAUUCGUGGGGCGGCUACACGGACAUCGACCUGGCUGUGGACGAGACAGGCCUCUGGGUCAUCUACAGCACCCAGGAGGCCAAAGGUGCCAUUGUCCUCUCCAAACUGAACCCGGAGAGUCUGGAGCUUGAACAGACCUGGGAGACUAACAUCCGGAAGCAGUCCGUGGCCAAUGCCUUCGUCAUCUGCGGCCACCUGUACACCAUCAGCAGCUACUCCUCCCCGGAUGCCACCGUCAACUUCGCCUAUGACACAGGCACGGGGCGCAGCAGGGUCCUGAGCAUCCCCUUCAAGAACCGCUACAAGUACAGCAGCAUGAUUGACUACAACCCCCUGGAGAAGAAGCUCUUCGCCUGGGACAACUUCAACAUGGUCACCUAUGACAUCAGGCUCUCCAAGAUGUGAAGAGCCCCACAUGUCAGGAAAGGCAACAGGAGCUGGUGGUGAGGGCUCCUGAGGGCAGAGCCAGCCGGCCUGUGCCCGUGCAGCUUUCCUCGGCUUUUUAGGCUUUCAUUAUUAAUCCAGAAGAAUGUGCGUGGUCACCGGGUCUGACCGUGUGGAAACAGCAGUUGGGAUUUAGACAGUGUCACAAGCAAUGGUCUUUUCUUUGGUCAGCUUUUAAAGGGCGGUUUAAUGAAAAAACAGUGCAAGUUUCGUGGUGAUUUGGGGCAGAAGCUGUCAUGCGUAGUAGUCUCUUCAUGGAAACCACAAAGCUUUUGAUAAAAGGCCCUUACUGGCUAAAGGGGGCGUAUUUGGAGGAGAGUUGGGGCAGAACAGCUUACUCCACAUGGCACCCAGGGUCGUCCCCUGCCUGUGCCUGGUUACCACAAGCCAUAAUUAGAGGAGGGGGAGCAGCUCUUGUGGCCAGCACUGAACACCUGCAUAGUGGGCUUCUAAGGCUUCACGUAGCAUCCAGUGGGGCAUCACAUACCCUUUGCCCUGUGAAAUAAAGCAAGCUUACCUACUA